Messenger RNA from Auanema sp. JU1783, 1584 nucleotides. The record is from the annotation of a GenBank genome assembly. Lineage: Eukaryota; Metazoa; Nematoda; Chromadorea; Rhabditida; Rhabditidae.
AUGCUUUCAUAUCGCUUGAAACGGACAUGUGCUUCGCAGAGAGCGAACAAGGAAAAUGAAGAAAGCAUGUUAAAUCGGAGAGUUCAGUUUCGAGCUGCAACUCUGAUGAAGUACACAGAGGAUCAAGAAGGAAAUGGAGGACUAAACGACAUGUACAUUCGAAUAAAUAUUGGAGGAAAGACCUAUUGCGUAAGAACUGAAUUACAUACUCACGAUAGAACACUCAUGCAUGAUAUCGUUGAGGCUAAUCAUGAAAAACGAUUAGCUAUCGUGGAUGGAUAUGACGAGAAGAGUGAAGAGUAUUAUAUGGAACGGAAUACGCGACUAGCAGAACAUAUCAUGGAUUUUUUUGCUACAGGCAGUCUGCACAAGCCUCACAAUGUGUGUGUCGAGCGUUUCAAAGAAGAGCUGGCGUUCUGGAGAAUUGGAAGCGAAUAUCUUUCCGCCUGUUGUGCUCUGCCUUCCGAUGGCACCACCUCCACUAAACAGAAACAUCAACAACAUACUACUCCCGAAGAUGAUUAUGCAACUGAUUUUGAUGGAGUUAAGUUUUUGUCCUCGUUCCGAUUGGCCACAUGGCGUUUCCUUGAAGACCCUCAGUCUUCCUAUCCGGCAGCCGUUUUCGCAUUACUUUCCGUCUUCUUUGUAUUCACUAGUGUGAUCGGUCUAAUACUUGGAUCAAUGCCAGAAUUUCAAGAAGAUUCUUCAAAUGCGGCAUUCUAUCACAUGAUGCACGCAAAGAAGGGCACUGAAACCAAGUUCCAAAAUGCCGAUGUGAACAGCCAGAACCCAUCCACGUUUGUAUAUCGUCCGACGGACAAUCCCUCUUUUACAUUAGUUGUCAUCGAGUACAUUUGUAUUACCUGGUUUACAUUCGAAUAUCUAAUAAGAUUCACAAUAUAUCCUCGAAAGAUGGAAUUCGCCAAGAAAACUUUAAAUAUUAUUGAUAUGCUUACUAUAUUACCAUUCUAUCUCGAGCUAUGUUUGCCAAUAUUUGGCAUCGAAUCUCGAUUCAAAGAGCUUACAGGAGAAGACAUAGGGCGUAAAGCACAAACUUGGAUGGGUGCUAUGCUGGUAGUUCGGGUACUACGAGUGCUUCGGAUGGCGCGUGUUUUCAAAUUAGCCCGAUACAGUACAAGUCUUCAGACUUUCGGCCAUACGCUCAAAUCCUCAAUAACAGAACUUUCAAUGCUCAGUAUGUUCCUUGUGACCGGUAUAAUAUUUUUUUCAACCAUCAUGUAUUAUUUGGAAAAAGACGAACCCUACACAGAUUUCUACAGUAUACCAGCGGGUUGUUGGUGGUGUGUUGUCACAAUGGCAACAGUGGGGUACGGUGAUGCUAAGCCAGUCACAACUUGUGGAAAACUUGUCGCAACGGCUACAUCCAUAUGUGGAAUUAUAGUUUUGGCUUUUCCAAUAUCAAUGAUAGUCGAAAAGUUUGCGAGUGCCCAGCAGAAAGCUAUUGAAAGCGAGCAGAUACAACAAGCCCAAAUGUCUGCAGCCGCGAAUAACUACUUGCUCCGACGGUUUCCAACCAGACGUCGAAUGAGGAAUGCGAACAAGAAUCUGAGUGCGAUUGCUUAG